UUUGUGUGGGUCUCCGUCCGCUCUCUGGAUACGAAACUGCAGCAUUACUGUAAAUUGUGAUAAUUGAUUUCAAUUUAUUCUAUGCCGUCGGCACCGUGUGUGCGCCGUAGUCGACGACGAUGUUUGAAUCAAAAGCAAAACAUCGCGCGCGUCGUGCAGUUGCGGACUCCACUACAGUCGCAGGAACUGAAAAGGAAGCGAGCAAGAUGCUGCUAUGCCGGGCCUGCCUGGUGCUACUUCGUACCGAGGAUGUGUCCUACGACCUAUGCAGCGAGAAAGGCUUGGCGACCAAAUACUUUGCCUGCACCGGUGGCGACCCGGACAUGCACAUUCAGACGAAGGAAGAGGAACAACUGGUAACGCAGCAGCUGGUGCUGAAAAGCAUCUGCGAAUGUUGCUACCAGUUGGUGCAGAAAUUCCAUGACUUUCAACGCAUGUGCGAAGAGUCCUCCAGGAACUUUGAGAAGCUGCUGGCGGUGGUAAACUCUCAGGAUACCGUCCAUAACUCCAUCCAGGAGCAAGAUGUAACCAACACAACUAGCUCCAUUCUGCCAGAAUAUGAUACUCUUUCGGAAGGCAUACAAUGCGAUGGGGAGGAAGCGACACCCGCAGAAUCAAUCGAAGAUAUUGAGGAAGUGUACAUUAUUGAGGAUGAAAGUGCAAAGAAAAAUCUUGGAAGGGAGAAGAUUCCCAUAUCGUCAAGGCAAAAUGUGCCCGGGCAACGCAAACAGGGACUGAGAUAUACGCUUAACUGCAGCAAAUGCAAUCGGGGCUUCUACAAAAUCGCAUCGCUCGAGGCACAUAUGAAGAAACACGAUGGCAUAGCUCCUCACACGUGCGUGCACUGCGGCAGGAGCUACGCAAGAGCAAACCUCCUUGAAUCACACCUGCGCGAGAAGCACUUGGGCUCCACUCAGAGCAUAACUUAUCCGUGUCCCAGGUGCGAUAAGGUCUACAGAGCUUCGCGCAGUCUGAACUACCACUUCAAGAGGGAACACAAAAGUCAACAGAAGCAGGAGCCCCCAGCCUCUAUGCACAUGUGCGACAGGUGUGGGAAAUCGUAUGCGCGAAAGGCGAACCUUGCACGCCACCAAUGGGUGCACAGGAGCAUGGAUGAGCGCCGUCACGUGUGCCAGUUCUGUGGCCAGCGCUUCUACACGAAGCAAAACAUGGUGGAUCACCUGCAGCGACGACAUACCAGCAGCAAGAGUCUAUUGCGGUGCAAGAAAUGCGGACGCAUCUUCCGGUCUCGAGCGGCCCUGGCCGUACACCGUACAAAAAAGCAUUCGAGUGCCACCACCGGUGGUGCACGGCAGAAACAGGAUCGAUCCUUAGCUCAGAUCGUUAGGGAAUAAGUAGUUAGUAUUUUGUUGUUUUAUUUAUGUGUGGUUUUCAAUAACUUUCAAGCCAACUCAACUAGUUACAAUGAUUUUCGAAUUACUAAAAAUUUAUUAUUAUUACAUUUAGGUAGAUGGAAAAUAAAGGCCUGCAUAGAAUAAUCUUGAGAAAUACUUGCACGAUGAGUGAGUAGGUGUUUUCGGGGAGAGUUGUUUUUUAAAAUUAGCUAACAUUCACAUCAUUGCCGGCGCAGCAUAACCGCAUUAAUCAAAUCAAGUACAAUAUGUAAGUCGGGUGGUAUCGAUUGAUUUGCUAUGCUUGCAUAUCUCAAAAUCAUGUAUAAAAACAAUUAACUAAAAUUUACGCUUAAGCUUAAAAAACGGACAGAUUUAAAAUUACAUCAUUACCAUACCAUGACACAUUCAUAAAUCAGUAAUUUGUUUGAAAAAAUAAUAAUAAUAAACAUCAUCCGAAUAUCUGAUCUGAUCUGUUCUUUCUCUGUCUCUGUCUCUAUCAAUGACAAUGCACAUUUGCCAAACAAAAAUCGUCAGAAACUAUAUGAAGG
Drosophila obscura is the source of this 1903-nucleotide messenger RNA. Its product is annotated as zinc finger protein 771. NCBI's taxonomy places the organism in Eukaryota, Metazoa, Arthropoda, Insecta, Diptera, Drosophilidae. The transcript has 2 exons. The record is from RefSeq and is a predicted model, not a curated record. Bases 120 to 1355 code for a protein of 411 amino acids. Gene Ontology annotation, cellular component: nucleus. Gene Ontology annotation, molecular function: DNA-binding transcription factor activity; RNA polymerase II cis-regulatory region sequence-specific DNA binding; zinc ion binding. Gene Ontology annotation, biological process: regulation of transcription by RNA polymerase II.